Perognathus longimembris pacificus (Pacific pocket mouse) is the source of this 1224-nucleotide messenger RNA. Its product is annotated as proline-rich protein HaeIII subfamily 1-like. The transcript has 2 exons. The coding region runs from base 1 to 1224 and encodes 407 amino acids. NCBI's taxonomy places the organism in Eukaryota, Metazoa, Chordata, Mammalia, Rodentia, Heteromyidae. The record is from RefSeq and is a predicted model, not a curated record.
AUGACUGCCUUCCCACCACACCACACUACCAACCCAUGGCCUGCUGAGCCUUCCAGAUGUGGACCAGCCAGCAGCCAGGAGUCUCGUGUCCACCGUACCCCGGACCCCUCAGGUCCACCGCACCCCGGGCCCCUCAGGGUUACCGCACCCCGGACCCCAGGCCCACCGCAUCCCCCGGACGCCAGGUCCUCCGUACCCCCGGGCCUCUCAGGGUCACCGUACCCCGGACCCUUCAGGUCCACCGUAACCCGGACCCCUCAGAGUCACCACACCCCGGACCCCCAGGUCCACCGCACCCCGGGCCCCUCAGGGUCACCGCACCCCCGGACCCCUCAGGGUCACCGCACCCCCGGGUCCCAAGGUCCACCGCACCCCCGGGAACCCAGGUCCACCGCACCCCCGGGAACCCAGGUCCACCGCACCCCCAGGUCCCCAGGUCCACCGCACCCCGGGCCCCUCCGCGUCACCACACCCCUGGACCCCUCAGGGUCACCGCACCCCCCGGGCCCCCAGGUCCACCGCACCCCGGACCCCUCAGGGUCACCACACCCCGGACCCCAGGUCCACCGCACCCCGGGCCCCUCAGGGUCACCGCACCUCCGGACCCCUCAGGGUCACCGCACCCCCGGGACCCCAGGUCCACCGCACCCCCGGGACCCCAGGUCCACCGCACCCCCAGGUCCCCAGGUCCACCGCACCCCGGACCCCAGGUCCACCGCACCCCGGACCCCAGGUCCACCGCACCCCGGACCCCAGGUCCACCGCACCCCGGACCCCUCAGGGUCACCACACCCCGGACCCCAGGUCCACCGCACCCCGGGCCCCUCAGGGUCACCGCACCUCCGGACCCCUCAGGGUCACCGCACCCCCGGGACCCCAGGUCCACCGCACCCCCGGGACCCCAGGUCCACCGCACCCCCCAGGUCCCCAGGUCCACCGCACCCCGGACCCCAGGUCCACCGCACCCCGGACCCCAGGUCCACCGCACCCCGGACCCCAGGUCCACCGCACCCCGGACCCCUCAGGGUCACCACACCCCGGACCCCAGGUCCACCGCACCCCGGGCCCCUCAGGGUCACCGCACCUCCGGACCCCUCAGGGUCACCGCACCCCGGGCCCCCUCAGGGUCACCGCACCCCCCGGGCCCCCAGGUCCACCGCACCCCCCGAGGCCCCGCGCUCACCGUACUGCCGGGACUCGGGGUCGGGCUGGAAGGUGAAGUGA